UUGCUAUGAUAACACAGAAAUUUCAAUUUGUUACAUAACAAACGUUGCGAAUGCAAUGUGUAAAUCUGUACCGAGGAAGAGAUUCAUCUUCAUUCUUUUUUUUGUGACUAAAGUGAGAAAUACCUUCGCGGGCAGAGUUACAAGGCACUUUAACUUUUCCCCCAAACAAAGUCUCGUUACAACUAGUGGUUUUUCCGGCGCGCGUGAAGAAGAAGAAAAAUAAAAACAGUUCUCAAACGAACUUUGCGAAACAGAGUAGUUAUUGAUGAUCGGCGAGAACGGUGCAAACUGUGAGAGAAAAGGAGCAGAACAGAACAGAAGUGAAAGAUCGUCGUCAACUGGGUAGAGAGUGAGAGAAGUCGAAGAGCUGUUGUUGUUGUACAAAUGAGAGAACAUACACUGAAAACACCAGAAGCCAGAAAAGAAGGAAGGGAGUUGUCUUCAAAGCGAGUGAGGCACACUCUCGACCAGUUAUAAUAGCACGGUUCUUCGAGUGGACGGACAGACAGAUACACUCUCUGUAGUCGCGCGACAAAUCAAAAAAAUCAGAAGACAAAAAUUGGUACAAAGUCUUCGGGGACUUGGUGAAGGUGUGCUCUUGUUUGUUGUGCGAGAGGGAAGAACCGAAAUAACCAUGGCCGUGUCCAUCACCAACGGCCGAAACCUUCUUCUGAUCGUCCUUUUGGGAUUAGCUGGAAACGCGAAUUCCGCCGAAUACCUGGGGAAAUUUUUGGGAAAACUGACUGAACUGCAUCACGGCGUUUCCGGCGAAGUGUACGCAGUCGACUCGAGAACUUUACACAUCAAGGACUUCACGUACGAUGGACAAGGACCAGCGGCCUACUUCUUCGCCGGAAACUCCCGUUCCCCGGGAAACACCGGCUUCCGGAUCCGCGACGAGAACGGAAGUCCGGAAGUGCUGAGACGCUACAGAAAGGAAGGCGUCACCAUUACCCUUCCGGAUGGAAAAACACUCAACACCAUCAAAUGGUUCUCGGUCUGGUGCGAAGAAUUCGAGGUUAAUUUCGGAGAUGUUAAGAUCCCGAGGAACUUCGACUAUCCGAGACCGCAGAAGAUCGACGCUCUGCGAGGUGUUCACGCCGUGAACUCAGACAACAUCGUCAUCGUCGACGCCCAAACUUUGCUCGUACCGAACCUGUCCUACGAUGGAGAAGCCCCAGAUGCGAAAUUCUGGGUGGGAAGCGGCUCCAAACCCAGUCCUCAAGGUAUCAGAGUUCCAGACGAAAACGGUAAAAUCAUGCCUCUGAGGAAGUACGAUAGGAAGACGGUGGUUUUAACUCUUCCCGGUGAUUUAACCGUCUUCGACAUCGGUCACUUCGGUAUCUGGUGUGAAGCCUUCACUGUGGACUUUGGACACGUCCAGGUUCCGCAGAGUCUCAACAUUCCACCGUCUCUGAAGAUGCUCGGCGUCAGCCCUCAGUCGAAAUUGAAUUGCGAGGUUCUUCACGACGAUUUUGCGUUCGAAGUCAGAUGGGCCGUCGCAGGGGACAGCAUCGUCCUCCAGCUCGUCUCCAAAUUAGAAAAUCGUGAGUACAUGUCUUUCGGUGUAUCCGGAGAGGAUGAGAGGAGUGCCAUGGUCGGCGGAGAUGUAGUCGUUGCGUGGGUGGACAAGGAGACACUGAAAGGAUACGCAGAAGAUUAUCACCUGGAUGCUAAAUCGCAAUGUUCGGGAAAGAAAGGCUCGUGUCCGGAUACAAGAAUAUCCGAUAACACCAACAAUAUUAGAUUGUUGAACGCUGCCAUGGUGAACGGUUAUUCGAUUGUUACGUAUCAGAGGCCGCUGCGACCAUCCGAUCAGUACGACAAGCAGAUUUUCACCAACCAAUCGCAACCGGUCAUCUGGGCGUUGGGACCUCUGAACCAGAGGAACGAAGUGUCCUUCCACAGCCAAUUCAACAAGAAGGACAAAUUCAUCGAUUUCGGCAGAGCCGCGAAAUGGAACUGUCCGAUGCCGGAGGGUGAUCAGCCGCCGAUGAAACCUGUAACUGCGAAGACACCAGUGCAGCAACCAGUGCAGCAGACUUACGUCGCUGAAGAGGAAGAACAUGAGGAAGAGGUUAUAGUUCAAGAGCCUCCGAAGAGGACGAGGAACAACGAGAGGAGGAGAGGACCGAAUCGUUCGACUACUGAAGUCAAGGAUUCGGAGAAGAGCGCAUCUAGGACGAAGAACACGGAGAGGAGGAGACCAGUCCCUACGCCGAAGCCGGUGUCCAACAGGAACGCUUGGGACAUCCCAGCGAUUCAAUGCCACGAACCGGAUGAUGGUGUCUUCUACGCGCAGAUGGGACCAACCGGUGGUAAAAGAGGAUACCCAGCAAUCACAGGUCAUGUAGGCUGGGGAAUCUCCUGGUACAUCAACGGACUCCUCAUCCCAGAAAUCAACGUGGUCAGAGGAAAAACUUACACCUUCGUGGUGGAGGGAGGCUUCGAUCCGGAAACUCCAGCCAAAUACCAUCCGUUCUACAUCACCGACGAUUCCGUGGGAGGAUACGAACAUAAGACUGACGAAGAGAAAAAGAGCGUGAAGAUCUUCGCUGGUGUCAGGAAGGCCAAGGAUGGAAGCGCUCAACCGACUGGAGUGGGCAGACUUUGCCACUGGACCCAUCAAGGUGAUUCCGAUGCUGAUGACUUUGAAUCCUUCGGUGCUUACCAGAGGACUUUGGAGCUGAAGUGCGAUCAGGGUGAACCUGGAGUCAUCCAGUGGACUCCCGACAAGGAUACACCUGACACUGUUUACUACCAGUGCUUCACGCACAGAUACCUCGGCUGGAAGAUCAACGUGUUGGAUGAUUGCGAUGCAGAGGGAGCGGCCAGCGAGAUCGUCGAGGAUUUAGCAGACGCACCUUCGAUUCGCGUUGAAACGCGAGUCAAACCCAACGGUAUCGAAGAGGUCAUCAACAAGGAGGAAGAAACCACGACGAAAAUCUCCUUCUCCUACAUGGAUUUAGAAGCGACGAAACCGGCCUUCAUCCAAGAGCUGCCCAAGAUGGAAAUGGAUAAAGUCUUCAAUCCGGAGGAAGAAUUGAAGAAACCCAUCAAAGUGAGGAGACCCGUCCCGAUGAACAUUCGCCCACCGUUCGUUGCGAAACCUCAGAGACCCAUGCUGCAACGGAUGCCACCGAAGAAACCUUACUACAGACCGGCGAAACGACCCAUCGUCAUGAACCAUCGCCCGAUGGUGAUGCUGAAGCAACCUAUGGUGCACGUACCAAAACCCAUGGACAUCGAGAUCUCACCGAAACAGGCUUCCACCGAGAAAGAACCGAACGGUCAAACGGAAAAAUCAACAAUCAUGCAGCAGAACGUCCAAUACGAAGUGAUGAGACCGGCAAUCAACACCGGCUUCAAUCCGGCUUCGGUGGUCAUCGAGAGCGGAUUCAAACCAAUCAUCACGAAGGAAAUCGAGCACAGGAUGGUCGAGGAAGAAGGACCAGAAUUGGAGUUCGAAAGCGAAGUUGGAAUAAUCGACGAGACAGCUACAAACAACACCAACGAAAACCAGAAACCGACCGUCUUCUUCGAACCAAUGUUCAUACCAUCACCGACGAUAGACGUGAAGAAAUCGAAAAAGAAGUCGCCUCUGUUUUCCGCGAAGCAACCGAGGAACGUCAGAGAUGAAAGCAUCGAAACGUCUGCAAACGAAAGAGUCGAAUCUUAUUAUCUACCACCAGCAAAUCAAAGAAUGAAACCUAAAGUAGUGGAAGAAGCGCCGAGCACCGUCGUCACCUACGACGGUAAAAAGUUAUCCGGAUCGAGUCUCACCGUCAGAGCCGGAGACCAGAGAAGCGUUCUAGGUGGAAGAUCUUCGAAAGCCACCGAAUACCUCAAAGCGCGUCCACAAUUCCUUCCGUUCAAAGGGGAAUUACCACCGUUGAACCAUCGCGUGGACCCGAACGCUCCGCAAUUGCAAACCAGAGUGCUGAACAGGCAACUGGACACUCCGGUGCAACCGGUGACGAAGCUGAAACUCAUCAGAAACCUGGAAGAAGACGAGGACAAAAUCGAAGACUCGUUAAGAACGAGAACGAGAAGAUCGGCACAUCACACGGAAGAGCACACGAUGGAGAUGAUGGCAAAGACGAGCGCUUCAGCAACUCUCACACCAUCCACAAAAGCCCUCUCGAUCACAAUCUUAGCCGCACUUCUACUUAAAUUAUAAUUAUACAAAACUACAACAAAAUAAUCGUAAUGAGAUCUAAUUAAUUAGUUUAAUUAGUACGUAAAUUUAUCAUUAGGUAAAACAAUAUUAUUAUUUUAUUAGGUUUUUAUCAGAAGAAGAUGUAGAAAAACCUGUUUUUAUUUAAUU
Molecule: messenger RNA, 4327 nt
Organism: Nicrophorus vespilloides
Lineage: Eukaryota; Metazoa; Arthropoda; Insecta; Coleoptera; Silphidae
Gene: Skeletor
Product: protein Skeletor, isoforms B/C-like
Exons: 11
Coding region: 635-4180 (1181 amino acids)
Source: RefSeq, a predicted model, not a curated record